Messenger RNA from Oreochromis aureus, 3304 nucleotides. It is a transcript of the gene egr1, whose product is annotated as early growth response 1. NCBI's taxonomy places the organism in Eukaryota, Metazoa, Chordata, Actinopteri, Cichliformes, Cichlidae. The transcript is spliced from 2 exons. Bases 490 to 2034 code for a protein of 514 amino acids. Gene Ontology annotation, molecular function: RNA polymerase II cis-regulatory region sequence-specific DNA binding; DNA-binding transcription factor activity, RNA polymerase II-specific. Gene Ontology annotation, biological process: regulation of transcription by RNA polymerase II. The record is from RefSeq and is a predicted model, not a curated record.
GAGCCCACAAGAGCAACUGUUAGAGCCGAGAUAGAGAGACAAACAAAUAGAUCUCACUGACAGAAAAAUCACAUUAAAAAGUAAAACGUCAACUCAAAACAACAUCCACCCAAAAAGGUAAAAAGCCUGAAUUGGAGAAGUAAUUUAUUACAAAAAGUCGAAAUUAAUCAACAGAUUAAUUUUGAUGAAUCUUAGGGAAUGAGUAUAAAGGAGACGUUUGAUUUUUUCCGAAAAAACAACUGGAUCUUUACUCACCUCUAAGAGAAACACGGACAACGACAGGACCACGGGAGAGCAAGAGUCACGGACUAAAGGCAGAAAAGCUGCAUCUUCCUCGGCAUCAGAAGAAGUGUGCAGCGCUCCCUGAACGGGGCUAAGUGAUUCCUUCCACCUGCGAGGCACCGCUCUGCUAACGUGCGCCCAGCCUCCACGCACUCAACACCAGCCACCAGCGCAGUCUCAGCCCUGCAGCUUCAGCACCAGCAGAGGAUGGCUGCAGCCAAGACUGAGAUGAUUCUCCCAGCCCUGCAGAACUCCGAGCCCCUGAGGUUCUCUCACUCCCCCAUGGAUAGCUACCCCAAGCUGGAGGAGGUGAUGAUGCUCAGCUCUGCAGGGACCCCCUUCCUCUCUGCGUCUGCACCAGAAGGUGCCGGUUUUGGCUCCGGGGAGCCAGGAGACCAGUAUGACCACCUCGCUGGAGAUACGUUACCUGAUAUCCCCUUCAACUGUGAGAAGCCAGUGGUGGAGCAGACCUACCCAACCCAAAGGCUGCCCCCGAUCUCCUAUACAGGCAGCUUCACCCUUGAGCCCGCCACCACCUGCAGCAACAGCCUCUGGGCGGAGCCGAUCUUGGGCCUGUUCUCUGGGCUGAUAAGCAAUGUUGCUCCCAGCUCUAGCUCUUCCUCCGCAGCCUCACAGACCAUCUCAUCCUCCUCCUCUUCAGUCCCAUCUUCCUCUUCUUCCUCGUCUUCUUCUACCUCCUCGUCCUCAUCUCAGAGCUCCAGCCUCAGUUCUUCGAUUCACCACAGCGAACCCAACCCAAUCUACUCAGCUGCCCCAACCUAUUCCAGCUCCAACUCUGAUAUCUUCCCAGACCAGGGCCAGGCUUUUCCCACCUCAGCUGGAACAGUGCAGUACCCACCCCCUGCUUAUCCCAAUAGCAAGACCUGCAGCACAAGCUUCCCUGUGCCCAUGAUUCCUGACUACCUCUUCCCUCAGCAGCAGGGAGAGAUCAGCCUGGUCCCUCCUGACCAAAAGCCCUUCCAGAAUCAGUCAAGCCAACCCUCCCUGACUCCUCUUUCUACCAUCAAGGCUUUUGCCACCCAGACUGGUUCCCAGGACUUAAAAAGUGUCUACCAGUCCCAGUUAAUCAAGCCCAGCCGCAUGCGCAAGUACCCCACCCGGCCAAGUAAGACGCCACCCCACGAAAGGCCGUACGCUUGCCCCGUGGAGACCUGCGAUCGGCGCUUUUCACGGUCUGAUGAGCUGACGCGUCACAUCCGCAUCCACACAGGUCAGAAACCCUUCCAGUGCCGCAUCUGCAUGCGUAACUUCAGCCGCAGCGACCACUUGACAACACACAUCCGUACUCACACCGGCGAGAAGCCUUUUGCCUGUGAGAUUUGCGGACGCAAAUUUGCCCGCAGCGACGAGAGGAAAAGACACACAAAGAUCCACCUACGGCAGAAGGACAAGAAAGCAGAGAAGGUGGGAGCAGUGGUCGCAACAGCAGCCCCGGUCUCAGCAGCCUCACCUCCCUCCAGCUACCCCUCUUCCAUCACUUCCUAUCCUUCUCCAGUGUCUUCUUACCCCUCUCCAGUCACCUCCUGCUACUCCUCUCCCGUCCACACUUCCUACCCAUCUCCAUCCGUCGCCACCACCUACCCAUCGGUGUCCAUGUCCAGCACCUUUCAAUCCCAGGUGGCCUCCUCCUUCCCCUCGUCAGUGGCAUCCAACAUCUACAGCUCCCCCGUCCCCACCCCGCUCCCAGACAUGCAGACCACCCUUUCCCCAAGGACAAUCGAGAUCUGCUAAGAACGAGCAAAGACAAGAACUUCUUUUAGUCUCUCCGUACCUCUCUUUCCUUAAGGUUUUUUGAGGGGAAAGAAAUCAGCAUCAAAAGGACUUUGUUUUUCCCCCUCCAAAAAGCACUUUUCUGCUCCCUGUGCAGUGUUAGGUGAAUCUUGAGAUUUACCUGAAAGAGAGAAAGACACAUGUCAAGGACUGGGCAAAGACAAUAGAAAAUGAAAAGGGAUUUUUUUUCUGUCUCUAAAACAAAUGCAGCACUUCAAGUGCGUAUGGGACUCUGGAGACAGAGAAACUGGCAAGUCUCUGUUAUAGGUACACAAUAACCACGAGACAAACAGAUCGCCUGCAGUUGCAGUACAGAGGCAUGUUCGUCCUUGCAGGCGGUCACACAGUACUAAAGACAAUGAAUGAUAUACAUAAGCUAUCAUAUAUGUAUAUUGUACAUGUGCCAUGUUUUGUUUUUAUCAUUCUUUGGUACCACUGAUGUGAACAGUUGUUUGCAUAUUUGCAUUGUAUUAUUUGAAGUGAGCAGGGCCAUAUUUUCUACAUACUUUCUCUAUUAUGUAGUGAUGAUGCUGUGAUACGUUUCGACAUUGUUUGAAGAAAAAAAAUAACGCACUUAAGUAUUCAAGCAUGAGUAAGAGUGAUGUUCGUUUCUGUUUGUAAAUAUCAUCCACUGGUACUAUCUCUUUCUCUCUUUCUCACAUGUGACAUAUCGCUCAGUUAUAUGGAAAAACAGAGAAAAGGAAAAAAAAACAUUUUCUUUUUUUUUUUAGAAAAAAACUCAAACAAGACAAACGCUCCUGUUAUUUGGUGCCUUUUGUGAAGCCUUGUUGAUUGUGUGACAUGGCUGAGCGCGAGAGACGAUGCACAGCAUCUCGCCUUAAGGGUUGAGGGACUAUUUUUGUUACAGAAUGUACACAGAGGGAGUGAAGGGACGAGCUCCGAGGGCACCGCUUCAUUUUAUCAGAAUGUAAGCAAAAAAGGAUAAAAAUUAUAAAGUCUAUUUUUGUAAAACUGAAAUGUAAAUAUCGACAUCUUCAAGAGCUGGAAUGUUGAAGUUACCUACUGAGUAGGCAUGGGAUUCUUUUGUAUGUUAUAUACAUGCAGUUCAUUAUUUUGUGGUUUAUCUUUAUUUUGUAAUUGUGUUUGUUAAAACAAGUGACUGUUUCUGGCUUCUAAACACAUUGAAUGCGCUUAACUGCCAACGGGAUAUUUGGUGUACAAGAUAUCCUUCCAGAAAUGAAAUAUAAAUAAAAAUCUGAAUAUAUAUGUA